Messenger RNA from Corticium candelabrum, 1794 nucleotides. Its product is annotated as hexosaminidase D-like. Gene Ontology annotation, molecular function: hexosaminidase activity. Lineage: Eukaryota; Metazoa; Porifera; Homoscleromorpha; Homosclerophorida; Plakinidae. The record is from RefSeq and is a predicted model, not a curated record. Bases 103 to 1794 code for a protein of 563 amino acids. Gene Ontology annotation, biological process: carbohydrate metabolic process. The transcript has 2 exons.
CGCGGAUACAUUCGCGAGUCUACCUGACUUAUGCAUAAAGACUGAUUACGUGACUCCAUCGGCUGCUUUCCUCCAAUUACAGUACGUACACGUGUACAAGACAUGAGAAGUAAAACUAUCGUUGCUCUUACCAUUCUUGUUCUCGUCAUGAUCGUUGUCUGGAGACUACGGAGACCAGAACUGCAAUCAUCAGUGAAAUUCCAUCAUUCACGCGUACGUGCACAUGAAUUGUACAGUUUGUACAUGUCACCGUUGAGUUGUAACGGAACGUCACUUGACUUGAGCUGCGAGCUUACAACAAAAGGAGGAGGAAUGCAAAAAUGGGUCUCAUCUAACACUAGACAGUUUCGACACCGUCUAGUACACAUCGACCUAAAAGGAGCUCCUCCUAAAAUGUCGUAUUUGCUGCAACUUCUGUCUCAUUUUAAACAACUAGGCGCCAGUGGUUUGUUGGUAGAGUAUGAGGACAUGUAUCCCUACGAGGGAGAGCUGAAGGUGUUGCAACGGAAAGAAGCGUAUAAAAAGGAGGAAGUGUUGGAGUUUAUCCAAAGAGCAAGUGCCCUUGGGUUGGACAUUGUGCCCUUGGUGCCAACGUUUGGUCAUCUUGAAUUUGUAUUAAAACAAUCAAAGUUUAAAUCUAUUCGAGCAUUGCCUGAUGACUUGUCUGCACUGAGUGCAACUAACAAGGAUUCUCUGGAUGUGGUCAAGAAGUUGAUUGAGGAUGUCAUGCGUCUCCAUCCUCGAUCGAAAUGGAUUCACUUGGGUGGAGAUGAAGUUGAUAGUCUGAGGAGGUCUAAAUCGGAUGUGCAAUCGAAACUAGGCAAGGAUGAUUUGUAUCUUCGACAUAUGAAACCUGUGUUGGAGUUUGUGAGGGAAAGGUUUAAUGGCAUCAGAUCAAUCAUUUGGCAUGACAUGUUAGUUGACUGGUCAGUAUCUAGCCUCAGCGAGUUGGCAAGUCUGGCCGAGCCUAUGUUGUGGGAAUAUCGACCACAUGCUGACAUGUUUAUGGUCGACGAAAUGUUGAGACGAUUUUCUAGUGCAUUUCCUCGAAUCUGGGCUGCCAGUGCAUUUAAAGGGGCUAGCGGUCAGCUGACAGACUUCGUACCUAUUACUGAACGAAUUCAGAAUCAUGUGUCGUGGAUGAGAAUCCUGCAGAAGUUUCCGGGACCCGGUCAACUUGUUGGAAUUGCUCUAACUGGCUGGUCUCGUUAUGACCACUUUGCUACAUUCUGUGAACUUCUUCCUGCGGGUAUACCAUCACUUGGCAUCUGCCUUAAAACACUAGAAUUUGGGUAUCUAAGCAAUUUUGCUCAUAAAGACAUUUCAGAGCAACUGGGCAUGGACUAUUUGGUUCCUUUGGAUGCAGCGGAUGCUUUGCAAUUUCAAGACAAUGCUGUCAAGUCUGGCAGUGCUUUUCCUGGAAGUGAAAUCUAUUAUUUAUCAAUACGUCUUUUGAGAGCUCAGAAGCAAAUGAAUCAUGGAGUUAAUAUUGAUCAAGGUUGGUCAUCACUGUGGAAUGUUCAACAUAAAUUUGUCAGUACUGGGAAACUACAGAGAGGAAAAACAGUGCUCAACAGUGUUUUGAAAACUUACGAUGGUAUUGAAGAAGGAGUUGUGAAGAUUUUGAAAAAAUACUUUGAUGAUACAACAGCAAAGGAGUUUCAAGCCUCGAAAGUGACAGCUAGUAAAGAAAAAAUAUCAUUUAUUAUUAGCAAUGUAGACAAAAAGAUUGCUGAAUGGAAGAAAAUUAAACUUUAUGUGUGGACUUUCAGGACACAGCGCUCUCCACAUUGA